Centrocercus urophasianus (Greater sage-grouse) is the source of this 564-nucleotide messenger RNA. RefSeq names its product chromosome unknown C12orf73 homolog (gene CUNH12orf73). Lineage: Eukaryota; Metazoa; Chordata; Aves; Galliformes; Phasianidae. The record is from RefSeq and is a predicted model, not a curated record. Bases 27 to 230 code for a protein of 67 amino acids. Gene Ontology annotation, cellular component: mitochondrion. Gene Ontology annotation, biological process: mitochondrial respiratory chain complex III assembly. The transcript is spliced from 2 exons.
CACUUGAUGGGAGGCGGUAGGCCGCCAUGCCCGCGGGUGUGCCCUGGUCCACUUACCUGAAGACGCUGGCUGCCAGCAUGCUGGCCAUGUUCGCAGGAGCCGAGGUGGUGCACCGGUACUACCGGCCUGACCUCAGUAUACCUGAAAUACCUCCUAAGCCUGGAGAGCUGAGAACAGAGCUGCUGGGUCUGAAAGCAAGGUCAAAACAAGCUGAAACAUCACAGCAUUGACUGCAGUUUGCUUUUUGCGUUUUGAGAACUACUUAGGUUGCUCCAAAAGUAAUGCUUAUUUAUUUCCAUGGAAACAAUAACUGAUACAAAAAACACUUUAAGAGUAUGUGAGCAAAUUCCAAGCUACAGAAAUGUCUCUCCACAUAGUUGCCACCAUUAGUCAAUUUGUGUGCAUUAACGGAUGGAGGCACUCUUCAUUUCAUGGUGUAACAGUUGUGCGUGGCCAUUGGGAAUGCAGCUUGUCGUUCAUGUUGCCAUUGCUACUGCUGAAACACAGCACCCACUGCCUCACUGUGCUGACAUCCACUGGUUGGUCUCCUUAACAAGCAUUGAU